Messenger RNA from Nerophis lumbriciformis (worm pipefish), 921 nucleotides. NCBI's taxonomy places the organism in Eukaryota, Metazoa, Chordata, Actinopteri, Syngnathiformes, Syngnathidae. The record is from RefSeq and is a predicted model, not a curated record.
AUGUCUCAGGAAACGUACCAGGCUAUGAUCACGUCUACCGACUCCAGCCCAAAUAAAGACUCACUCCCGAGGGCCAGCGCAACCGCCAAGACCCCAAUCCAGAUUCUGCACGAGUAUGGCGUUAAACAUGGCAAAAUCCCCGCCUACGUGCUAGAGAAAGCUGAAGGGGAGGCCCACCAGCCCAGCUUCGUGUUCAGCGUGACCGCCGGAGACGUCUGCGGCACAGGCGAAGGUUCUAGUAAAAAGGCGGCCAAACAUGUCGCUGCAGAAGUUGCCUUGCGCAUGCUACAGGUGGACACCACGGCCAUGAGCUUUCCUGUCAAGCCAGAGAGUAACGAUGCUGCACCAGAAUCAAAUGGCACUCCAAACUCUGUGGGUACACUGCAGGAGUUGUCCUUGCAGAGAGGCUGGCGUCUCCCCGAGUACACAAUGCUGCUGGAGACCGGUCCACCACACCGGCGAGAAUUCACCGUCACCUGUGCAAUGGAGUCCCUAUCGGAGACGGCAUCUGGAAAUUCCAAAAAAGCCGCAAAGAAGGCAGCUGCUGACAAGAUGGUGGCCAAGCUUCAAAGUCUGUCAGGCUCCUCUGAAAUCACAUGGACGCCGAAACCGAGGGUCCGAUUCGAAAACCUUCAGAACUCUUCGGCGGAGAAAAUCUCCCUCCUGAGGAGGAACCCGCUGAGCAUUCCCAACACGGACUACAUUCAGCUGAUGACCGAGCUGGCAAAGGAGCAAAACUUUGACAUCGCCUAUUUGGACAUCGACGAGCUGACGGCUAAUGGGCAAUACCAGUGCCUUGUCGAGCUGUCCACCUGCCCCGUCACCGUGUGUCACGGCACGGGUAUCUCCCGCACUAACGCGCACAACGCUGCUGCACACAGCGCCCUCCAGUACAUCAAAAUCGUGGCCUCCACCAAGUAA